Ochotona curzoniae (black-lipped pika) is the source of this 2890-nucleotide messenger RNA. RefSeq names its product phosphatidylinositol 4-kinase beta (gene PI4KB). The transcript has 13 exons. NCBI's taxonomy places the organism in Eukaryota, Metazoa, Chordata, Mammalia, Lagomorpha, Ochotonidae. Gene Ontology annotation, biological process: phosphatidylinositol-mediated signaling; phosphatidylinositol phosphate biosynthetic process. The record is from RefSeq and is a predicted model, not a curated record. Gene Ontology annotation, molecular function: 1-phosphatidylinositol 4-kinase activity. Gene Ontology annotation, cellular component: cytoplasm; membrane. The coding region runs from base 270 to 2783 and encodes 837 amino acids.
UCUUGGUUAUGCUGAGGGAGGAAGAAGAGGUGUGUGGCACGGCUCGACUUGAGGCCGCGUGAAGGCCCCCUCAGGCGGCGCCGCGGACAGCCCCGCAGCCGGGGCCUGGUGCAGCCGCCGCGGCCGCUGUCAGGGAAGCGCAGCGGCCAAUGGAGCCCGGGAGCGGCCGCUGCUGCUGAGGCGGCGGUGUCGGCAGUCCGACCCCGACCGGCCGCACCCCCUCCGCGGGGGUCCCCCGGAGCUUGGAAGCUCGAAGUCUGGCUGUGGCCAUGGGAGACACAGUAGUGGAGCCCGCCCCCCUGAAGCCAACUUCUGAGCCUACUGCUGGCCCACCAGGGAGUAAUGGGGGCUCCUUGCUAAGCGUCAUCACGGAGGGGGUCGGGGAACUUUCAGUGAUUGACCCUGAGGUGGCCCAGAAGGCCUGCCAAGAGGUACUGGAGAAAGUCAAGCUUUUGCGCGGAGGCGUGACUGUCUCUGGCAGAGACAUCCCGCAGCAGUUGGUCAAUGGGGAUGGUUUGGACACCGAGAUCCGUUGCCUAGACGAUCCACCUGCCCAGAUCAGGGAAGAGGAAGAGGAGAUGGGGGCCACCGUGACCUCAGGCACAGCCAAAGGAGCAAGAAGACGGCGACAGAACAACUCAGCCAAACAGUCCUGGCUGCUGAGGCUGUUUGAGUCAAAACUGUUUGACAUCUCCAUGGCCAUUUCAUACCUGUAUAACUCCAAGGAGCCUGGAGUUCAAGCCUACAUCGGCAACCGACUCUUCUGCUUUCGCAAUGAGGACGUGGACUUCUACCUGCCCCAGUUGCUUAACAUGUACAUCCACAUGGAUGAGGAUGUAGGCGACGCCAUUAAGCCCUACAUUGUCCACAGAUGCCGGCAGAGCAUCAACUUUUCUCUGCAGUGUGCCCUGUUGCUUGGGGCCUACUCUUCAGAUAUGCACAUUUCCACUCAGCGACACUCCCGUGGGACCAAGCUGCGGAAGCUGAUCCUCUCAGACGAGCUGAAGCCAGCUCACCGGAAGAGGGAGCUGCCCUCCCUGAGCCCAGCCCCUGACACGGGGCUGUCACCCUCCAAAAGGACUCACCAGCGCUCUAAGUCAGAUGCCACUGCCAGCAUAAGCCUCAGCAGCAACCUGAAACGAACAGCCAGCAACCCUAAAGUGGAGAAUGAGGACGAGGAGCUCUCCUCCAGCACCGAGAGUAUUGAUAAUUCAUUCAGUUCCCCGGUCCGACUGGCUCCUGAGCGAGAGUUCAUUAAGUCCCUGAUGGCAAUUGGCAAGCGACUGGCCACUCUCCCCACCAAAGAGCAGAAAACACAGCGGUUGAUCUCAGAACUCUCCCUGCUCAACCACAAGCUCCCUGCUCGAGUCUGGCUGCCCACUGCUGGCUUUGACCACCACGUGGUCCGCGUGCCCCACACACAGGCUGUUGUCCUCAACUCCAAGGACAAGGCUCCUUACCUGAUCUACGUAGAAGUCCUUGAAUGUGAAAACUUUGACACCACCAGUGUUCCUGCCCGGAUCCCCGAGAACCGCAUCCGAAGCACUCGGUCUGUGGAGAACCUGCCCGAGUGUGGUAUCACCCACGAGCAGCGGGCAGGUAGCUUCAGCACAGUGCCCAAUUAUGACAACGACGACGAGGCCUGGUCAGUGGACGACAUAGGUGAUCUGCAAGUGGAGCUCCCUGAGGUACACACCAACAGCUGUGACAACAUCUCCCAGUUCUCUGUGGACAGCAUCACCAGCCAAGAGAGCAAGGAGCCUGUGUUCAUUGCAGCGGGGGACAUCCGGCGACGCCUUUCAGAACAGCUGGCUCACACCCCGACAGCCUUCAAACGGGACCCAGAGGACCCUUCUGCAGUUGCUCUCAAAGAGCCCUGGCAGGAAAAAGUGCGGCGGAUCAGGGAGGGGUCCCCCUAUGGCCAUCUCCCCAACUGGCGGCUCCUGUCAGUCAUAGUCAAGUGUGGCGAUGACCUUCGGCAGGAGCUGCUGGCCUUCCAGGUGUUGAAGCAGCUGCAGUCCAUCUGGGAACAGGAGCGAGUGCCUCUUUGGAUCAAGCCAUACAAGAUCCUCGUCAUUUCGGCUGACAGUGGCAUGAUUGAGCCAGUGGUCAAUGCCGUGUCCAUCCACCAGGUGAAGAAACAGUCCCAGCUCUCCCUGCUCGAUUACUUCCUCCAGGAGCAUGGCAGUUACACCACCGAGGCAUUCCUUAGUGCCCAGCGCAAUUUUGUGCAAAGUUGUGCUGGCUACUGCUUGGUCUGCUACCUGCUGCAAGUCAAGGACAGACACAACGGGAACAUCCUCUUGGACGCAGAAGGCCACAUCAUCCACAUCGAUUUUGGGUUCAUCCUUUCCAGCUCGCCUCGAAACCUGGGCUUUGAGACAUCAGCCUUUAAGCUGACCACUGAGUUUGUGGAUGUGAUGGGCGGGCUGGAUGGAGACAUGUUCAACUACUACAAGAUGCUGAUGCUGCAAGGGCUGAUCGCCGCCCGCAAGCAUAUGGACAAGGUGGUGCAGAUCGUGGAGAUCAUGCAGCAAGGUUGUCGCCGUUGCUCAGGAGCAGCCCCGUCUGGCCCCGUGAGGACGGUGGCCCAGGUCAUCUGUUCUCAGCUGCCUUGCUUCCACGGCUCCAGCACCAUCCGCAACCUCAAGGAGAGGUUCCACAUGAGCAUGACCGAGGAGCAGCUCCAGCUGCUGGUGGAACAGAUGGUGGACGGCAGCAUGCGCUCCAUCACUACCAAACUCUACGAUGGCUUCCAGUACCUCACCAACGGCAUCAUGUGACACUAUGGGGGGGCCGGGCACCCUCCCCAUGAAAACUGUUUGAGAAACCCCACUACCCAUCCACCUGAGGGAAACAAAGGCAAGAAAUAUAAAGGAUCAUGUGGUAA